CAAAUCGUCAAAGCUGUCGUUGUCGGAGAUCAAGCAGUUGGCAAAUCAUCACUUCUGCAGAGAUUCUGUUACAACACGUUCAAAUCUGAUUAUAAGUGCACCAUUGGAGUUGAUUUUGAAAUUGAACAGUUCCAAAUUCUUAACAAGCUUCUAAAAGUUCAGUUUUGGGACACGGCAGGCCAGGAGCGAUUUAAAUGCAUCGCUGCAUCGUAUUACAGAGGAUCCAAAGCUGUAAUAGUGGUAUUCGAUAUGAGUUCGAUUCAAAGUCUCAUGAACGCCAAACAAUGGGCUUCUGAAGCCUAUAACGAAGGACAUGAACCAUCCAGUAGUAAUGGUGAUGCAAGAAGAUCUGAAGGACCUUUGUUAUUUCUCGUUGGCACUAAGAGGGAUUUGGUUGUUAACAACACUUGGAAGGAAGUUGAAGCACUGGCGGUAACAGUUGCUAAGGAAAUUCGUGCCGAACUUUGGAUCGUUUCCUCACUGACAGGUUGCGAAAGGGUUAACGACUUCUUUUUUCGUCUGGCUGCCAUGUUAUUGGAGAACUCUAUGAAGAAUGCAUUGCUGGUCAAACAAGUCAUCCAUUCAGAGUUCGCCACCGACAUGAUAAGUCAGAUUCGCAAAUUUUCAAAUCUAUUCAUCUUUUUAUACGAUUCUCAAUGA
Helobdella robusta is the source of this 660-nucleotide messenger RNA. RefSeq lists its product as hypothetical. The annotation marks the transcript as partial. NCBI's taxonomy places the organism in Eukaryota, Metazoa, Annelida, Clitellata, Rhynchobdellida, Glossiphoniidae. The record is from RefSeq and is a predicted model, not a curated record. The transcript has 7 exons. Gene Ontology annotation, molecular function: GTP binding; GTPase activity.